Messenger RNA from Phragmites australis (common reed), 3270 nucleotides. RefSeq lists its product as uncharacterized. The transcript is spliced from 9 exons. Bases 397 to 2808 code for a protein of 803 amino acids. NCBI's taxonomy places the organism in Eukaryota, Viridiplantae, Streptophyta, Magnoliopsida, Poales, Poaceae. The record is from RefSeq and is a predicted model, not a curated record.
UCCGGAGCCCGCGUCAGGCGUCACGGGUGUAGCUAUAGCCGCUCUCUCAAGCCGCCACUGCCGCUCCACCCCCAAUCAAAGCACAGCGGCUCACUCAACUUACUGCUGGACGCGAGCAAGGAAGGAAUCCCUGCAGCACCACCACCUCCGUACGUGCCAUCAGCGCCGGCUGUAGAAACAAAUCGAAGGAAGGACUUUUUGGUAGAGAGCUCUCGGUACACCCAACCGUAGGCGAGGCAGGGGUUGCAAGAAGCAAGCAGCCCCCUGUUCUCUGGCUUACGCCCGGAUCUGGGUAAGAGGAACGCUCCGCGCUUCGCUUCACCGGAUCGGACGCUUGUGCAUCAGGGUUUACAAGUAAAGUUUGCCCAACUAUAAUGAAUUAUAACACAAUAUAAGAUGGCAACUGAGGUCAAUCAAAACUAUUUUGCAUGGUCACAGGAGGAACCAUCUGUGCAGGAUAUUUCUCAGGGAACAUCACAGGUGUUUGGUCAUGGUUCCGUAUCUUUUGGAAGAUUUGACUUGGAAUCACUAGAAUGGGAGAAGUGGUCUGUAUUUACCAACGACAGGCGUCACGAAGAGUUUGGAAAGUUUAAUGGAUUAGUUGCUAAGAAGAAGGCAUACUUUGAAGAAUACUUUAAGAGGAUCAGGGAGCUCAAGGCUUUACAGCAACAAAACCUGCAAACUGAACUUAAUUUGGAAUACAAUGGUGAUGGUAGCGAUUCUAGCCAGACGGGAGAAGAUGAACCAGCUGCAGACCAUGCAUCUCCUACUGGAUCUGGAACACUUGUUGAUGAUUCCAUGGAACGGACAACAGCUGCAACCACAUUUGAGCAUGAAAUGGAAUGCUACGAUCAUCAUGAGAACGAGAGCUUCGUUAAUGAAAUUUCUGCAUCAACUCAUUCUUCAUCGGUUGGUGGGUGGCAGCAAAUUGGGAAACAAAUGAGAGGAAAUGUUAAUGGCAGAAUGGAUAUGUCGCAGCAAAAUGCUGAUUCCAGUCAAGAUGAUCCUGGGAUGGCCCAUGAGACUAUGAUGACUCCUAAGAGAACAAUCGAGAAAGACUGUCGGAUUGGUCAAGCUUCAAAAAUAAUUCCAAAUACUGUCAAGAUGACUUCUAGUAAUAUUCCUGAUCACACAAUUGUUACUAAGGGACCUGGUUCAGGCAAGCCCAGUGUGAUAAACCAGAUGGCCAAGCCAGACAAUGUCCCGUCAUUGCGAAGGCCAAGAGAAGCAACCUGCGAUUUGGUUGGUACCACAGGAAGAAGUGGUAUUCCAGGUUUAAGAAGACCUUCCUCAGCAGCAUCACAAAGGCCCUCUACCAGAGAACGGCGGCCUGUUACCAAAGAUGCUUCAAGGAAGCCUGCUAAAGUAGCCACCCCAUGCCGCCCUUCUACUUCUGAAAGACGCCCUGCCACCAGAGAGUCAGCACCAAAGCAUGCUAACAGGGCUACCCCAAGCCGACCUUCUACCGCCGACAGGCGCCCUAUCACCAAAGAGUCAGCACAAAAUCAAUCCAACAUUGCUACCACACAUCGACCUUCUACUGUGGACAGGCGCCCUAACACCAAAGAGUCGGCACCAAAGCAAUCAAACAUUGCUACCACACGUCGACCUUCUACUGCGGACAGACGCUCUAUCACCAAAGAGUCGGCACCAAAGCAAUCUAACAUGGCUACCCCACGUCGACCUUCUACUGCUGACAGACGCCCUAUCAUCAAAGAGUCAGCACCAAAGCUAUCCAACAUUGCUACCCCAUGUCGACCUUCAACUGCUGACAGACGCCCUAUCAUCAAAGAGUCAGCACCAAAGCUAUCCAACAUUGCUACCCCAUGUCGACCUUCAACUGCCGACAGACGGCCUAUCAUCAAAGAGUCAGCACCAAAGCAAUCCAACAUUGCUACCCCACGUCGACCUUCUACUGGAGAACGGUUCCCUAGUACCAGAGAUAUGGCAAUGAAGCAUGUUGGCAUUGCCACCUCAUGUCAGCCAUCUACUGACAAACAGCGUCCUAUCACUAGAGAGACUGCACAGAAGCAUGCCGAUGUUGUCACCCUGUGCCGGCCUUCUACUGCCGAGAGAUGCCCUAUCACCAGAGAUAAUGCACAGAAGCAUGGGGAUUUUGUUAUACUGCAUCGGCCUUCUACUGCUGAGAGGCGUCCCAUCGCUAGAGAUGUUGCAGCAAAGCAUGCCAUUGCAGCUCUGCCACACAGGCCUUCUACUGCUGAGAGACGCCCUUUUACCAGAGAGGCUGCACUGAAGCAAGCUAGUGUUGCCGGCUCACGUUGGCCUUUGACUCCAGAUAAACGCCUCACCAGGGAAAACGAUGUUUCCACCACGCGGCGCCCUUCUACUGGAGAAAGACGCCCUAUCACCAAUGACUGCCCCCUGAAAUCGAAUCCAAAAACACCUACCAGGCUGAGAGCAAUGCUGACUUAUUCGAAGGGUGCUAUGGUCACAACAGUUACUCCCAAAAAGGCAGUAACUCCCAAUCUUGUUAAGAGUAGCAAGCUGGAAAACAUAAGCUCUUUUAACCUUCCUCCAAGGAAAAUGUUGACUUCCAAUGUUAGAGACAAUCAAGUUCAAGAAAGCUUCAGAAAGCCAAACAAAGAGAGAGUGCAGGCUCAAGCAUUUGCAUCAGAUAAUGUAACUCGUCUGAAGACAGGAAGUGUAAAGACGAGGGCUCCUGUGCCUCCGCCUCCGCCUCCGCCUCCCCCACCGCGCCGUCCAUCUUGCACGGGGAAGAAGCCCAAUGUCAAUGAUUUGCCUGCUGGUGGAAGAAAGCCAAAGGCCUCAACUCCACGCUGGCACUAACCCAGUAUCAAGUCUCCAGUCUAGGACCCUGCAGGAUAACAAGAUAACUCUGAAGUUGUGAAGGAAAACGAAGCGAUCGACGUGACCUAGAAGCUGCACCCAUGCUAUCCCCCCCUGUCCGCCAUUGAUGUCAUCUUGUGUCGUUACCACCACGUUUGUCACCUGUGUUGUGUGUUAGAGUAACCGUUGUAGUGUAUGUAGCUACGUGUAUCAUAUCCACUAAUGCCAUCGUAGCUCUACGGCCCCAGGUUUAACCGGAACAUUGUAUAUACCUGAAAUAAUUGGAGCUUUAGCUGAAGAAUAUUGACCCAGAAAUUAUGCCUAAGACUUGCAGGUACCUUGCAGUUCUAGAACUGUUGGUAGCUAGCUAAAUCAGCUGCAUGGCUGGGUUUGUCCUGUUCGUUUUCUUGCGGAACUGCUUGCAAGCCCUGUAACCACCACCAGCAUUUGAUCCCGUUUGAA